AUGGAUGCCUUCAGCUACGUCGACCAGAACCGGGACGGGACCCCCCGAGGGGACCUGGAGGACACCGACUCGCAGCUGGGGAAGAUGAACGUGAGCGAGGCGGAGCUGGAGGAGAUGCCCCUGGCACCCCCAAUGCCCCCAGGGGUCAGCCCCAAACCCCCCCUAACACCCCCAGGCACCGACUCCGAGGAGCCCAUCCUCAGCGCCUUCAGGCUCUUCCACCCCGCUGGCACCAGCACCGUGAACAAGGAUGAGUUUAAGCGGCUCCUCCUGACCCAGGCGGGUAAGUUCUCCCCCAAGGAGCUGGAGCGGACGUUCGCGGUGACGCCCACCAACGUCUCGGGGAACAUCAACUACAAAUCCCGGUGCUACGCCAUCACCCAUGGGGACGGGAAGGAGGACUGA
Molecule: messenger RNA, 405 nt
Organism: Grus americana (Whooping crane)
Lineage: Eukaryota; Metazoa; Chordata; Aves; Gruiformes; Gruidae
Gene: MYL7
Product: myosin light chain 7
Biological process (GO): cardiac muscle tissue development; heart contraction
Cellular component (GO): cytoplasm; myofibril
Molecular function (GO): calcium ion binding
Source: RefSeq, a predicted model, not a curated record